GGACGGAUCAUUGAUGAAAUUUGUGAUAGAAUUUGGCGCAGUUUUUGCAAGAUCAGGCUCCCGUAUGUUUAAUAGAAGAAUUAUCAAAAAAUCAUUAAACAGUCACGUUUUCUUACCCACCUGAGAAGAUUCUCUGGUUCAUCAACUUUAAAUUCUUCAAAGCUGAAGGAGAGAAGUUUAAUGGCAGACAUUAUCUCUAAAAUUAAGGUGUCUGGUCCUCUGUCAGUAGCUGCUUUCAUGCAGGAAGUUCUAACUAGUCCAUCUAGUGGAUAUUAUAUGAAAAGUGAUGUAUUUGGGCAAUCUGGUGACUUUAUUACUUCACCAGAGAUCAGCCAGGUUUUUGGGGAGUUAGUGGGUGUUUGGUUUGUUUAUCACUGGCUUUUAACUGGAAAAGAAAAAAUUCAGCUCGUUGAAUUGGGACCAGGAAGAGGGACACUUAUGGCAGAUAUUCUUAGGGUAUUAAGGAAGUUCAUGGUUUUAGAAGACAAUAUAUCUCUUCAUCUUGUUGAACUGAGUCCAGCUCUCAGUGCCAUCCAAGCCAAUCUGUUGACUGGCCAGGAUUGUGUGGCUCAAGACCAAAGCAAAAUGCAAUCCUCACUAAGCUAUAAACAAGGAAAAACUGCUACAGGGAUCCCAGUCUCAUGGUAUCAUGGUGUACAAGAUGUACCUGCUGGAAAUACUUUUUAUCUGGCACAUGAAUUUUUUGAUGCCCUUCCAGUACAUCAAUUUAAGAAAACAGAUCAUGGAUGGAGAGAGGUGUAUGUGGAUAUUGACAAACAAAAACACUCUGCUUUGAGAUUUGCUCUAGCACCUGGACCUUCAGUAGYUUCCGAAGCACUUGUUAAUAAUUUGCAAACCCCAUCUCAUGAAAUUGAAGUUUGUCCACAAGGUGGAGCAAUAAUAGAGCACAUGGCAGGAAUCAUCAGUACUUAUGGUGGUACUGCACUAAUAGUUGAUUAUGGACAGGUUGGCAGUAGCAGAUUUACACUAAGGUCAUUUAAAAACCAUCAGUUGCAUGAUAUCCUUACUGAUCCAGGAACAGCAGACAUGACAGCAAAUGUUGAUUUUCAAUUUCUUGAGAAGUCAUUAAAAGGAAUGGCUCAGGCACAUGGGCCUGUAAGCCAACGAUCAUUUUUGAGAGAGAUGGGAAUUGACGAAAGAAUGAAGGUGCUGCUAUCAAAUGCAACAGGUUCUCAAGCCGGACAACUACAAAGUGGCUACAAAAUGUUGAUGGAUGAGAUGGGAGAAAAGUUCAAGUUUUUUGCAGUUACUCAAAAAGGCAUUCCAAAACCUCCUGGCUUUUCAGAUUCAUUUGAAAGUUGAUAAUACCGACAUAAUGUUGUUGGUAAUACAAAACAUUACAAAACCAAUCAUCACUGAAAUGAUAUAUUUAUUUUUGAUUACUGUAUUUCAUAGCAUAGCCUGGCAACUACAGCUGAAUACAAUUUGGAAGGCUUCAUAACAAGCUUCAUUUAUAUAUUAGCCUCUUCAGCUGACWAAGCUUUCCAUGUGUGUUAUUUUACUGCAUAAAAAGAAUUAAUAUGUUAAUAAAUAAUUAAAAACUUA
Messenger RNA from Exaiptasia diaphana, 1566 nucleotides. Its product is annotated as protein arginine methyltransferase NDUFAF7, mitochondrial. Gene Ontology annotation, molecular function: protein-arginine omega-N symmetric methyltransferase activity. Gene Ontology annotation, cellular component: mitochondrion. The transcript has 12 exons. The record is from RefSeq and is a predicted model, not a curated record. Gene Ontology annotation, biological process: mitochondrial respiratory chain complex I assembly. Bases 181 to 1323 code for a protein of 380 amino acids. NCBI's taxonomy places the organism in Eukaryota, Metazoa, Cnidaria, Anthozoa, Actiniaria, Aiptasiidae.